Molecule: messenger RNA, 1817 nt
Organism: Vigna angularis (adzuki bean)
Lineage: Eukaryota; Viridiplantae; Streptophyta; Magnoliopsida; Fabales; Fabaceae
Exons: 12
Coding region: 133-1638 (501 amino acids)
Cellular component (GO): VCP-NPL4-UFD1 AAA ATPase complex
Molecular function (GO): polyubiquitin modification-dependent protein binding
Source: RefSeq, a predicted model, not a curated record
UCCGUGUUCUUCUGAAGCAUGUAUGAGGUGUAAUAACACUCGGAGUUCCCCACGCAACUUUCCUUGUAUUUUUUCUCGUCAUUCAUCGCAGGCACACGCAGACUUCAAGUUGUCUUCAAGUCCUCGAAAUCUAUGGCGUAUUACGGAAAUGAUCGAUGUGGAACCUUUGAACAGUAUUAUCGCUGUUAUCCUGUCUCCUUCAUCGACAAGUCACAUCUGGAAAAGGGUGAUAAAAUUAUCAUGCCUCCCUCAGCCCUUGAUCGCCUCGCAUCUUUGCACAUAGAGUACCCUAUGUUAUUUCAACUUAUUAAUCCUUCUGCUGAAAGAGUUACACAUUGUGGGGUGCUAGAAUUCGUAGCUGAUGAAGGGAUCAUAUAUAUACCAUACUGGAUGAUGGAAAAUAUGCUCCUCCAAGAGGGAGACCUUUUAUAUGUGAAAAACACCAACCUUACAAAAGCAACUUAUGUGAAGCUGCAGCCUCACACAAAGGAUUUUUUAGAUAUCUACAAUCCAAAAGCCAUCUUAGAGACUUCACUGAGGAGUUACUCAUGCUUAACAACUGGGGACACUAUAAUGGUUCAAUACAACAAGAAGAAGUAUUACAUUGACGUUGUUGGAACUCGACCCUCUCCUGCAGUCAGUAUAAUUGAAACUGACUGUGAAGUUGAUUUUGCUCCGCCACUUGAUUAUAAAGAACCUAAGAAACAAGCCAAAGUUGACAGGAGAAGACCAAAGGUUGAAGAUGAGCCGCCAAAAAAGAUUGCCCGGUUCAAUUCAUUUUCUGGUUUUUCAAGACGCUUGGAUGGUAAAGCCUCGUUAGAACCAGUUGAACAAACAUCCCUUCCGGAGUUAAAGCAGAAACAAUAUCACAAAGAAAUCAAUAAUUCAGACGCUAAGCCAACAAAUACUGCGUCUCAUGGAGCUUUGGGAAAGCUGGUGUUAAAGUCAAAUGCAACUACAUCUAGCAAUAAAGCAACACCUAAGGUUUCUCAAGAAAGUCAAUGUCAAGACAAAUCCCAGGAGGAGGGAGAUCCAAAAUUCAAACCUUUCAUUCCCUUUUCUGGUUCUGGAAGACGUUUGGGUGGUAAAACCUCAGCACACCCAGUUGAAGUAGCAUCCUUUCCUGAAUUACAUCAGAAAGAAACUGACAAAGAAAUGAAGGAUUCUGAUUCUAAGCCAGUAAAUAUUGCGUCUCGUAUGGCUUCUGGAAAGCUUGUGUGUGGGAUAAAUGCAGCUUCAUCUAGCUGUCAAGCAACAUCUAAGACUUCUCAUGAAAACAAAUGGCAAGAGAAAUUUCUAGAGGAAGAAGAUCCAAAAUACAAGCCUUUCAUUCCGUUCUCUGGAAUGGGAAGACGUUUGGGUGGUAAAGCCUCAACACGAACAGUUGAAGAAACAUCCCGUCCAAAGCUAAAGCACAAAGAAACUGACAAAGAAAUGAAGAAUUCUGAUUCUAAGCCAACAAAUACUGCGUCAUGUAGAUCUUCUGAAAAUCUUGUGUUUGGAUCCAAUGUAACUACGUCUAGCUUUCAAGCAACACCUAAGUUUAAUCCAGGAAACAAAAGUCAAGAGAAAUCCCAAAAGGAAGAACAGCUAAAGUUCAAGCCUUUCACUGGAAAGAAGCAUACGUUAAUGGAUUGAUCUUUAUUGUCUAAUUUUCUCUUGUUUUCUUUUGAUAUACGGAAUAUUGGUUGAACCAACAUUGGCUAAGCUUCCAUAUUCCACUCUGAUAUAUGCUUUUCAUGCUAUAUAUGUAAAUAUCAGAUGUAAUCAUGGAACAAGAAAUUACUCCAAAAAAUUUUGAAUUCUUAUUUGAUUUA